Eucalyptus grandis is the source of this 834-nucleotide messenger RNA. RefSeq names its product probable inactive purple acid phosphatase 29. The coding region runs from base 19 to 834 and encodes 271 amino acids. Gene Ontology annotation, molecular function: hydrolase activity, acting on ester bonds. NCBI's taxonomy places the organism in Eukaryota, Viridiplantae, Streptophyta, Magnoliopsida, Myrtales, Myrtaceae. Gene Ontology annotation, cellular component: cytoplasm. The transcript has 2 exons. The record is from RefSeq and is a predicted model, not a curated record.
CUGAAGUAGAGAGAGAAGAUGAGGCGAUAUAACAGCAUGAGGCCACCAUUAAACGGAAGUUCUGUUUCCGUAGGCAUCAAGAAUAUGGAGGAGCAGAAGAAGACAAUCGGUGUCCGAGGUCUGCUGGCAGCGGCGGUCGUCCUUUGUCUGUGCUCUGUCGCCAUUUCGACGGAAGAAACGAAGCAGAAGCAGUUGCGGUUCAAGGAAAACGGGGAAUUCAAGAUAUUGCAGGUGGCGGACAUGCACUACGCCGAUGGCAAGACCACACCCUGCAGGGAUGUUCUUCCUUCUGAGAACGUAAGUUGCUCCGACCUCAACACCACCGCCUUCCUCCAUCGGAUGAUCCUGGCUGAGAAGCCCGACCUCAUUGUUUUCACGGGGGAUAAUAUCUAUGCCUCUGAUGCGACUGAUGCUGCAAGAUCUUUAGAUGCUGCGUUCUCCCCUGCCAUUUCCGCAAGCAUACCAUGGGCCGCCGUAUUGGGAAACCACGACCAAGAGUCCGCCUUGUCAAGAGAAGGGGUCAUGAAGCAUAUAGUUACCCUCAAGCACACUUUGUCUCAGCUCAAUCCUGCCGGGGUUGAGCUCAUUGAUGGUUUUGGGAAUUACAACUUGGAGGUCCAUGGGGUUGAAGGCUCUGGUUUUGAAAACAAAUCAGUCCUCAAUCUUUACUUCCUCGAUAGCGGAGAUUAUUCGAAAGUUCCCUCGAUAUCUGGUUAUGAUUGGAUCAAACCCUCUCAGCAACUUUGGUUUCAACGCACGUCUUUGGAGCUUCAGGUAUCAAUGUUGCCAGUUCCUUUCUUCUGUCUUUACUGUCUUGCUCCUUAUAGACAAUAG